UAAAGCAGUUCCCAGAAUAACAGUGAGGUAAAUUAAAAGUUUAUUUCCUGAAGUUAUAGAUUGUCAAGUCUGCAAGUUUAUAACUUCUUGUGAAAAAUAUUGGAAGAGAGAAGAGAUAAAAGCUCAAGUUUGAGUGUUCAUCUAAAGAAGAAUCAUCAUUAUGGAGGAGGUAAACAGAACUCUAGAAGAAAAUUUACACCACAAACAAUCAACGGACGAAUUGUUGCCCACUUUUCACUUCGAGGUUAAUACAGAAAAGAAUUUUCGCAAACGGUCUGGAACCACGGACAAGGGCAAAAAGUAUGAGAACAUGGUAACUGCUAGCACCAUACUUCGUCUGGUAAGCACCAAUAAAGUAAAAAACUUCCACGUUUCGUCAGACGAUCCAAAUUUCGGGGCAUUCGAUGAUGUGGUCAUUGAAGUGGAGACUGACGACGGAGUCCAAACAAUCGCAGUCCAGUUGAAACACAGCAACAAUCCAGGAAAUUUACGCAUAAAACGACUAGCAAGCGAAAAGGGGGAUUUUAGCAUUCUUAAAUAUUUUAAAUCGUUCCAAGAAAUAAAGAAGAAACCACACCAAUCUAUUUUGUUCACGAACCUCAAAUUUAAGGUUUUUAAAGACACAAAAUUCCAGCUCGACGGAAAAGAUUUUUUCUUAGAACCUUACGAAGUAGAAAUUGCCGAUGACUGUUUGAAACUUUCACAAGACGUGAAUUAUUGUCAUAAAUUUCGAAUUGUGGAAGACGAACACCCUGGUUCUAAAGAACUUCAACAAUUCAAGACAUUUCUUGAAAACUUUAGUCUUUAUACUAGGCAACAAAGUCUGGAACGACUUGAAAAAUCAACAGCGAAAAACUUCGAGAAGACAUUUUCUUCCAAUGAAGAAACUUUUGAAAAGUAUCUCAAAAUUCUAUCUCAGUGGGAUAUGCAAGAAGGGUUGAAACUAAAAUUAGACAAGAAGAUGAUGCAACAUGCAAUUGCACUGUGUUUGUUGUCCCCUUACAUCGAACAUUUCACUUUUGGUCCAGUUAACGACAAUGGAAAAAUACUUCGGGAUGCAAUUUCUGUCUUCGAUAUUACCCUAUUGGAAAAGACAGAGUGCGAUUUGGUUAAACGGUUGUGGGGCGAUUUAGACGAAAAUAUUGACAUCAAGGAACUAAACAAGCUAAGAUCAUUUUAUCGUCUUUCUUCUAAUUUUAUAUCCAGGAUAGAAGACGUAGACGAAAAUGCAUUGGCACGACUGUUGUGGUUGAUGGGUAAACGUCCGCUGAUCGUACAAGAGCACGAAAAUAUCGAAAAAGCCAUUAAUCUUUGUCCCUGUGAUAAAUUCGUCUUACUUGGUCAAGGAAAAUGGACAGAAUGGAUGAACGGUCGCUCCGUGUUUCAAAACUUGCUGGAUUUGAAAUCAGAACAAAAUUUAUUUGAAAGAGUGAUCCAAAAUUUUACCAUUUCCUUACAAGGGAAAGACGUUGUUAAUCUGAUGGACAUAUCUCGAGGUAAUGAAGAAAUUUUAAAGAAUAUUAGCGUAAGUCAUCUCCUGGAAAUGAUAGAUAGUCCACGCUUGAUAGACGGCGAAAAAGAAGUUCUUCCCAAUCCCUACAUCGAAAGGUAUUUGUCGCUAAAUGUUAUAGAUAUUAAGUAUUUGGAAUGUGUUAAUCGUGGUACCGUCGUUAUUCUAAAUUGCUCAGGUAGUUCCAAUGAACUACAACAACUUCAAAAUAUUAGUCUGACAAAGAUCGACGAUUAUUUAAAUGACCCAAAAUGUAGAACUUCCAACGCUCCGAUUUUCAUAAUAAGUAAAAGUCAGUGCAGCCAGUCUGAAUUUGAGAAAAUAUGUUCUAAAACCCCGAAAUCCAAGACUGUACAUUAUUUUAAAUUUUUUAAUAACGUGAAUCUAGAGUGGGUACGAAGCAGAGGUGACAUAGAGGAAUUGCAAAAUUAUAAAUUAGGUAACCAUUCCAAAAACGAAACUGACUUUUGGACUUUUGAGUUCAAAACGAGUAUUAAUUUAGUGAUAGAUGAUCCCGGAAUGGGUAAAACCGAGUUAACAAAAAGCCUAAAAAACAAGUGUCCUUCUAAAUACUGGACGGUAAUUGUCACCCCUCAGGAAGUUAAUUUAUUCUUUAAACAGUCAGAAGAGUGUGAAAUAUCAGACUAUCUAAAUUUGUUUCAAACAUUCAUCGUAGAGAAAAAGUACCACUAUCUUAAAAAUUUAGAUAAAGCAGUUUUUAAAAUGUGUUGUGAGCAACUCAAUGUUUGCUACGUGUGGGACGCUCUUGAUGAAAUUUCUUCUAAAUAUUUAGAACAGGUUUCAGACUUGAUCGUUCUAUUGUCAAAAAAAGGUUUCAUACAAUGGAUCACCGGUAGAAAACACUUGGAAACUUUACUUGUCCAAAAAUUUAACACACUCCCGUUGAAUAUAAAUCAGUUUAAUGAGUCAGAGCAAGAAGACUACAUUAGACAACGCCUUAACCCUAUUGUUUCGGCCGACCACCUAGAAACAGCUAUCCGAAAAAUUAAAUCUAGUUUUGCUUUCAUAAAACAUAUAGACAUUUUGGGAAUUCCACUUCAAAUAUUUAUGCUCACCGAAAUAGUUCUUCAAAAUAAAGACAAAUAUUUAAAAUUAUUUGGCGAUUCGUGGCGCUUGACUGAUCUAUAUAGUUAUUUUAUUGACGAAAAAUUCAACAUUUUCUACCAAACCAAAUUGUCUCUGAAUAUUCAGGAUGCCUAUUCGAAGCGUGUGUUUAACAGUGACAAAGAAAAAAUCUUGACGCAUUAUGCAAAACUGGCAAUAAAGCUAAUUUUUUCGGACUGCGCAGAUAUCAGUCUUGAAGUUAUUGAUAGUACUUGCUACGAUUACGCACCUAUCGGUAUUAUAACUGGUUUACAGAACAACACACCGCUUUUUUUGCACGCGUCUUUUGCGGAAUAUUUGGCCGCGGUGUACUUUUCGAAGAAUUUUGACGUUAUACCAAGGGAUAGAUUUUUCGAUCGACAAUAUAACAACGUACGAUUUUUUUUUGAUAUGUUGUUGGCAAAAAAAUCACCAGCUCAAAAUGCAAUCUUGUACAGAAAUUUUGAUGGUCUAAAGAGUUAUGACGACGAAAUAUUAACACGUAAAGAUGACGCCGGAAGAAAUGCGUUACAUUUGAUUUGUUCGUGGGGACAACGACACUCGCGUCUGACAGUAAAGAGUUCUAAAAUUGAUCGAAAUUUUCCAUAUUUUGUGUCUGCGUGGCUGAAAAAAACAUUCUUUUCGGAUAGGAUACGUUGUGUAAGCUACAGUUUCAACGACUACGGGUCUUCUAAAGGGCAACUAGAUACAAAAGAAUAUUUAGAUGGGGUGCGAUUUUUGUCUAACGAAUGUGGCAAUAAGGAACCCGAUGAGCUUUUUAAAAUGACCCCCCUGUCACACGCUCGAGUUAGUGAAAGUUUAGGGGCAGAACUAGAAUUGUUACAAUUAGGACUAGAACCGGACCAGUCAUAUAAUCACUGUGACAGAAUUAACAUUUUAUAUUAUUCUAGCCUCUUUGGUUAUGACCAAGCAAUUAAAUCGGUUUUUACUAAAACAUUAAGUACUUGUUACGACGAAAUCAAUUUUGUCUGUGAACGGUCCGGUUACACAGCUCUUGUUGUAGCGUCCGCAAGCGGGCACCAAGCAGUCGUUGACAAUUUACUGCAACUAGGGGCCGAAAUUUCUUGUCUUGAUAAACGAGGUCGGACACCACUUUACACAGCUGCUUUCAACGGCCACGAAAAAGUUGUCGAAUGUCUGUUGAAAUCCGGAGCCGAUAUCAAUCGCUGUAAUAACUUAGGUUGGACACCACUUUACGUGGCUUCUUGGAACGGCUUCCAGAAAACCGUCGAAUGUCUAGUGAAAUGCGGGGCCGAAAUCGAUCGCGGUAGUCACAGAGGUUGGACACCGCUUUACGCAGCUUCCUUCAACGGCCACGAAAACACUGUCGAGUGUCUGUUGAAAAGUGGAGCCGAAAUUAAUCGCGCUAAUAAUUGCGGUUCGACACCACUUCAUGCGGCUUCGUCGAACGGCCACGAAAAAACUGUCGAGUGUCUAGUGAAAUUCGGAGCCGAAAUCAAUCGUGUUGAUAAUAAUGGCCAGAGGGCGGUUUUCGCAGCUUCCGCAAAGGGUCAUGAAUGCAUCGUCGAAUAUUUAGUGAAAUGCGGAGCCGAAUUUCAAUAGGGUUGUAUCAACAGUGGGUAUAGGGUAAUCAAUUUCUGCUGAAUUUUGAAGAAAGCGGGGCUUGGAAAAAUUUCUUGACUUCCAAAGACGGCUGGACUUGGGAAAAAUUCUUUUCUUUCUCUAUUUCUUUUUCUUGCCAAGCCCAUUUUAUCUUCUUCAUUCGUACUUUUUUACCAUUAAUUUCGUUUCAAUUUCGUUUCCAUGUACAUAUAUUCAUCAUUUCUUUAAUUCGCUUUUUCGUCCUGUCUGCGUUUUUCUGAAUAUUUCCUCAGUAUCUUCUGUAAGAGCCGUAAACAGGCUGGAGUUCAGUAGACAUCCCUGUUUUACUACCUUACAUGUAUAAAAAACUUCAUUUUCAGACCCAUUUACUGUUUGUUCCAUCUCAAGCCUCACCCUCUCCUCCAAGUCAUUGCAUAUACUUUAUAAUAGUGUGAUAACCCAAACUUCCCGCCUUUAAAUUGACCUUGAAAAAAAUUCAAAAUUUGGCCUUGGCUGUGAUCGUCUAACAAAUGGGAACCUACGUUGUGUGUGUUUUUUUUUUUUUGAAAAGUGGCGGGAAGACGUUCUUUCAUACAAGUGCAUACACUGCGCACAAAAUAAUAGACACUCCCUCCCUAGGGGGAAAAGAAGCGAAGAGCGAGAGUGACUCGGCCGUGCCCUUCUGCCCGUCCAGCAGGGACCAAUCGCCAUUGUUCUUCAUCUCCAAAAACCCCCUAGGGCUAUAUUCACAGAUAUAUAGCAUUACAAUAUUUGAAUAUUACAAAUUUAAUAAAGCAGCAAAGCAAAAUCUGAAUUAAAGUAAUUGGAUGCAAAUAUACAAGUUAUUACGGGCAUGUAGCGGCAGAUUUUAAAGUUACGGCAGUUAACAGGAGCACAACAAAAGUAUCCCUGGGGCGUGCUAACAUAAGCGGAGUUUAGGGCUACCGGUCUGGGACUGUUCUCCCCCCACGACAGUGAUUCUAUCUAUCACAAAGCUUACCCGCACGCAUAUGUCCAUUACGAACGUGCUCUGCGAAACUAGGCCGCUACGAUCGCAGAUCCGUAGUUGGGUCUCGGCUAAGGACAAAAGCCGACAGCGUUACAACACCGGCGAUCGCCCCCUGACUCUAUACAAACCCGCGGACUUGUGCAGGUGACGCGAUCAAUCUCGCCAGCUCGACUAGGAACCGAACUUCGCUUCUGCCACGUUGUUGUGUUAUUUAACCUCAAUUCCAUUUUUAAAUAUUCAUUCUCUUAUAACUCUGAUGUUAACAACAACUGAACAAGUGUUAAAGUUUCAGCGAGCAAUAAACAACAUUUAAAUUCGCCAAUUCAAUGAUUCAAACAAAGAGUUUACAUUAGGUCAAAUUAUAUCAUGAUUUAAGUGAUUGGUUACUUCAAAAAAACAAUUUACUUUGAGAGUUUAAAAUACCGCGAACUCGUUACCUCAACAAAACACAUAAUAAACAAACACAAAAAUAUCCAAUCAUCGCUCCGAGGGAAAAAGCGUCUCGGUGAUGUAACAUUUAAAAUCGUUGCAAGGAAAAAGCGUCUCGGUGAUGUAAAUUUUAAAUCGUUCCGAGGAAUUGCCUCGAUUAUGUAUAUUUUAACGGUGGGAGGAAUAAGCCUCGUUGAUGUUAUUAAUCACUAGCGUUGCGAGGACAGCCUCAGUAAUGUAAUCAUGAUAACGACGAUAAUAACGAUGAUAACCCCUAAAGGAAGAAAUUAUUACAAACUGUUAUGUUUUCUCUUUACUUGGCUUGUUCCACCUCAAGAACACACGGCAGUUAGUUGCGAACUAUCUUUAUUGUUAAAAACGUACUGCGCAUAUACAACUCCCAUAGACUUCUAACUACUAGAUACACCACAUUUCCUUCCCCUUAAAAUAAAACAUAAUAAAAACUUCUAGUACAAAAAUCAUUAUGUACACUAUGAAUUGUUGAACCUUACUUAACUCUAUUUCUUAAAAAAUAUCUAUGCCUAACAACUGAGUUUGGCGAUACAUUAACAUUAUCCUGAUUAGCUAUAACAUUGUCUUGGUUAGGUAUAACAUUGUCUUGGUUAGGUAUAAUAUUGUCUGGGUUAGGUAUAAUAUUGUCUUGGUUAGGUAUAAUAUUUACAUCAUCAUUUCCCCUAGCUACAGAUGAAAUUGGUACAGUGAUGUCCCUAUUAGUAGCUGUAACUACUGAAUUUUUAACAUUUUGUUGUUCGUUACAUGAAUCAGUGGACGUUGAGCAAGAACCCUGUAGUCUGAUUUGGUUUGAAUGUCUUUUAACUAUUUUACCUUGUUCAACUUCCACUUCACAGAUGACAUUACCAGAUUUUUGUCUUAUUAUUCCUGGCGACCUAGUAGGUUUGGCAGGUAUAGCAUAAUCUUUGACUAAAACCUUGUCGCCAAUUUCGAAAGUUCUGUUCACCCCUUUAUAAUUGUCUAUUUGCCUUUGAGUCUGUCUAUUAUUAAUAUUUACUUGAGAAGGCCUCAGUAGUGACAAACGUGAUUUUAAAUGUCUACCAAACAUUAUUUCUGCUGGACUCACACCUGUUGUCGAAUGAGGAACGUUUCUAUAACUAAACAAAAAGUGUAAUAAAGCUUGUCCAAUAUUUUCUUUUUCUAAAUGAGCUUUAAUAAUUCUACGUUUUACUGUCUUGACACUACUUUCGGCAGCACCAUUACUUGCUGGAUGAUAAGGUGGACUAAAUAAUUGUAUUAUUCCAUUAUUCUGAAGAAAUUUCGAAAAUUCGUUUGAACUAAACGGUUGCCCAUUAUCUGAGACUACGGUAUCUGGAAGUCCAAAAAUUGAAAAUAAGUAUGUCAAAUAAUUAAUAACCGCCGAAGCAUUUGAAUUAUUCAUCGUUUUAACUUCCAACCACUUUGAAUGUGAAUCAAUUACCACUAAAUAUUUAUGACCAUAAAUCGGGCCUAAAAAAUCAAGAUGGAUUCUUGACCAAACUUUAUUCGUUUGAGGCCAUGGUUGCAGAAUUGUUUUCUGUGGAUUGCACUGUAACUGUGAACAAGCGCUACAAUUUUUACACACAUUCGUUAUGUCAUUAUCAAUAUACGGCCAAUAACAGUAUGACCUUGCCAGUGACUUGCACUUAUUUAUACCUAGAUGACUAGAAUGAAUCUCUUCCAAAAUCUUUGCUUGUAGAUUUUUCGGAACAAUAACCCUUAAACCCCAAAUAAUACAACCAUGCUCUAUGUGCAACUGGUCUUUUCUGUUAAAAUAUGGCUUCAGCUCGAUAGGUAUAUUCAACGGCCAGCCAUCCACGCAAUACCUAAAAACUUCUCUUAACAUUGGAUCUCUUUGAGUUUCUUUUGCAAGCAACUUAUGAUCAAUCGCUAACGUUUCCGUCACAUGUAAGAUAUGUCCAAAAUCUGUAUUCUCGCAUGGAGUCUCCUGUAAAGAUAAACGUGAAAGCGCGUCCGAAUAAUUAUGUUUCGAUUUGACAUAUUUAAGUUCAUAGUCAAAACUUGCUAAAAUAAUGGCCCAUCGUUGCAAACGACUAGCCGUUAAUUGAGGUAUUUGCUUAUUUUCACCGAAAAUCGCUAAUAACGGUUUGUGGUCACUAUAAAGAAAAAACUUACGUCCAAAUAAAUAAUCGUUAAAUCGUUUAACUCCAAAAAUUAUUGCCAGCGCUUCUUUAUCUAUCUGCGAGUAAUUCUUUUCAGCGCUAUUUAACGAUCUUGAAGCAAAUGCUAUAGGUCUUCUAUCCCCAUUCUCUAAAAUGUGAAAAAUACAAGCUCCAACCCCUGUGGAACUAGCGUCACAUGCUAAACCUAAAGGCAGUUUCUGAUUAUAGUGCAUUAGUACUUUUGCUGACUUAAUUUCCCCUUUUAUCCACUCAAAAGAUUUCUGACACUGUUUGUUCCAAUGCCAUCUACUGUUUUUUCGUAAAAGUUUAUAUAAAGGAUUCGCCCUACUACUUACAUUUGGAAUAAACUUACCAUGAAAGUUUACAAACCCAAGAAAUGAUUGUAGCUCUACUUUGUUUGUAGGCUGCUUCAUCUGUGUUAAAGCUUUUACCUUAUCAUUAGACGGAUGUAGUCCCUCAGCAUCAAUUGUGUACCCUAAGUAUGAAACAGAUUUUUGAAAGAAGCUACACUUUGACAAAUUAAUUUUCAAACCCGACUCUUGAAUUUUAUUAAAUAACAACUUCAAAUUCUCUAAAUGUUCCUUUUCGGUUGCUCCUGUCACUAAAAUGUCAUCCAUGAACGCGAUAACUCCUUUUAACUUGUAACACAGAGAAUCAAUUAUUCUUUGAAAAAUUGCUGGGCUUGAGGAUAUACCGUACGGAAGUCUAUUAUAACUGAAUAAUCCUUUAUGAGUAUUAAUUGUAACUAACUCUCGCGAUUCACUAUCUAAUUCAAUUUGUGCAUAUGCUUGGGAUAAAUCUAUUUUAGUAAAGUGAGUACCUUCGCCCAAAUGAGCUAAUAAAUUGUCAACUUUUGGUAUGUGAUAACGUUCCGUGUUCAAAUUCCUAUUUACAGCCACUUUAAAAUCUCCACAAAUACGAAUAUCCCCAUUUUUCUUAAGUACUGGUACUAUAGGACUUGCCCAUUGACUAUACUCAACUGGAGUUAAAAUAUUUUCAUUUACCAACCUAUUUAAUUCAUCUUCUACCUUAGACUUAAUAUUAAUUGGCAAUGAUCGCGAUUUACAAAAAACUGGAACAGCCUCAGCUUUCAAAUGUAAUUUUGCCUUAAAAUUUUUUAACAGACCCAACUUGUUAUCAAAUAUAUCACCAUAUUCCUCGAUUAGCUUUUCUAACUUCAUAUUUUCAGUCACCUUAUUCACUCUAACCUCAUUAUCUAUUACAUUAAUUCCCAAAUUUUGCAUCCAAUUUCGCCCUACCAAACAUGGUCCUCCUUCUGGUACGACAUAUAACUUCAAACGCUUUGAAUUAUUGGUGAAUUGUACAUUUACCAUAAUAAACCCUGCUGUACCUACUGGUGUACCAGUAUAACCCGACAACUUUAUGUUACUUUUUGAGAUAUUCAAAUGUGAGAAGUACCUGUUAUAAACUUUCCCUGAUAUUAAGGAAUAUUCACACCCUGUGUCUACUUCCAUAUUUAACAAUGCAUUUUCCACUUUAACUUUAGCAUAAAUUGGAUAUGCCUUAAUAUCAGUUGUGUUGUCCUUAAUAUUAAAUAAAUUAUUAUCUGUAUCCUCAUCAAAAACACGAUUACAGCCUUCCUUCUCAACCGACUGUACAUAUGACAUUUUUUCCUUUGUCGUGUCCUUCCUCUUCACUUUUUCUUUAUUUCGACACACGUACUUUAAAUGCCCUUUACCACCACAAUUAUCACACACCGCAUUUUUAAAGAAACACUCACCCUUGGUGUGGUUCUUUAGACCACAAUUCCAGCAAUACCUUUCCUGCUUUUCUUUCCCCCGUGAAGCUGUCUCCGCUCCUAAUUUUUGAUGACCUUUAUGCUGCGACCAAUUUCUUCCCGCCUGUCUUUCUUUGGCCUUGACCUUGUGCACCUCAGACGUCGCCUCGAAAGCCGCCACGUCUUUUUCUGCCAUUUCCAUUCUUCUGGCAAUUCCUAUAGCUUUCUGAAACGUCAAAACUCUCUGUGAUAACAACUGCUGCUUAAUUUUAUCAUUUCUUAGACCAGCCACUAGCGCGUCUCUUAAGUUGUCAUCCAGUGCCUCUUGGAACUUGCAAAAUUUUGCUAAACUCUUCAACGCUGCCACAAAUUGCGCAAUAUCCUCACCGCUCUCCUGCCUCCUGCUGCGGAAUUUAUAUCUUUCAGCUAUAAUCGACGGCUCAGGAUUUAAAUGCUGCGACACCACUUUUACUAGAUUUUCAUAAGUUAGCGUCGCUGGAUCCUCGGGGCUGACUAAAUCUACCAUCAGUUCGUACGUUUCAUCUCCAACUACUGCAAUUAAGGUGGGAACCUUGACCUCUUCCUUGACCCCAUUGGCAAUAAAAUACUGCUCUAGCCUUGCGAUGUAGGUCUUCCAACUUUUUUCCCCGGCUCAAAUUCACCGAUCUUUCCAACCGCCAUUUUCUUUACCGGUACUUCUUACCACCGCCAACUGUUUUCCGAUGAGAACACCCCUGGUUCUUCUCGAUUCUUAGGAGUUCGCCUGCUUCUGUGAAUUCCUUGCCGUUUCUCUAGAUUGCUUUUAAUACUUUUCAAAUCCUCAUCCCAUCCUCGUCGCCACUUUGUUAUGUUUUCUCUUUACUUGGCUUGUUCCACCUCAAGAACACACGGCAGUUAGUUGCGAACUAUCUUUAUUGUUAAAAACGUACUGCGCAUAUACAACUCCCAUAGACUUCUAACUACUAGAUACACCACACAAACCCCCCCUGCCAGUUCGCGGUAUAAUGAACUUUGUUUAACUGCCGUAAAUGAACUAUUAGCAAUCUUGUGUGAAGGAUUAAGAAGUGUUAUAAUGUAACACUUACGUAUAUGCAUCCAGAAAUCUAUUCGUAAUUAAACAACAAGGUGUUUUCCUGACUAAGUGAAUUUCAUGAAAUCUUCUAGCAAGUGGUUUAUUUAAAUAAUCCUGAUUGUUAAAUUGUGUUUGCACUAGCUGACGAUUAAGAAAAACUAACUUGAUUGGUGAAUUUACAAACAAUGAAACAAAUUUACAGCACGUGUUUCGCGUUGAACGGAAGUCCGGCAUUUUUCCUCCCAUGUUAUUAACUACCAAACCAAAUAAUUUAAACUUAGCUCUUACCACGUGUUUACACUCACACAAGCACAUUCAGACUGACGCUACGCCAUGCUGCCCUGUCUCUACCAACCCUUUAACUAAAAUCUCCCUAGCGCUACGUGCCGCCAUCUAACUCAAUAAUCAUGCAAAACUAACCCCUAAGCGCUAUUAAUUGUCCGAUUACCAAGCAAGCGUUUCCGUGCACCAGGUUGCCUAUGUUUAACGAUUUUUUUUGAUGAUUUUUUUUUCAAAAUUCAAAUUAUUCAAAUGUGAUUUCGCGCCGCUGUUAAUUAAUUUCAGCGCGAAAACUGAUUCACCAAUAGUUUUUGAGGUCAUUUAUAUCACUUGUCUUCCUCUUUUUAGGCGCUUUAUCUGCCAUAUCGUUUCUUCUCUACUGAUUUAUUCUUUCCAAUGGACUGGAUAUGUUGAGCUUUCAUCUUUGACCGUUUUGUAAUUCACUGCCAAUAAAUUCCAUGAAAUCUUCCUAUAUUGUUCUAUCUUGAUCUUUUCUUUUUUCUUUAACAAUCUAGGUUCACCUUCUUUCUCGGUGCUAAUCGCUCUUAUUUUGUCUUCUUCCGCCUGCAUUUUUUCUUUCAUUGUGCUUACAGUGAAUGUUUCCACCAUGUCGUUUAUGUUUCCUGAGUCCA
Molecule: messenger RNA, 11492 nt
Organism: Zophobas morio
Lineage: Eukaryota; Metazoa; Arthropoda; Insecta; Coleoptera; Tenebrionidae
Exons: 3
Coding region: 161-4198 (1345 amino acids)
Molecular function (GO): protein binding
Source: RefSeq, a predicted model, not a curated record